Anoplophora glabripennis (Asian longhorned beetle) is the source of this 1609-nucleotide messenger RNA. RefSeq names its product cytochrome P450 6j1. Gene Ontology annotation, molecular function: heme binding; monooxygenase activity; iron ion binding. The transcript has 7 exons. Bases 82 to 1542 code for a protein of 486 amino acids. NCBI's taxonomy places the organism in Eukaryota, Metazoa, Arthropoda, Insecta, Coleoptera, Cerambycidae. The record is from RefSeq and is a predicted model, not a curated record.
AGGAUAGUAGUCUAAUUAGCUUAACAUAUUCGCGAGAGAAUAAUAUUUCAUUGAAUUCUAGUAGUGUAGUUCUAGAACAACAUGUUGCUCAUACUAGUAGUCUCGAUUUUGUUUCUAUUUUUAUUUUAUUUUAUAAGAAAAUCAAAGUACUGGGAAAGCAGGGGUGUCCCAGGUCCUAAACCUUUACCUAUUUUGGGAAAUAUAGGAGCUAACCUUAUUGGAAAGAAAAGUACAUACGAAAUUUCUGCAGACAUUUACAAGCAGUAUCCAAAUGAUCCCUUUGUAGGAAUUUUUAGAAUGGGAACGCCUAGCCUCAUUAUAAGAGAUCCGGAAAUAAUAAAAAACGUUCUUGUAAAGGAUUUUAGUCAUUUCGUGAACAACGACAUAUACGUUGACAAGAAGCUCGAUCCUCUUCUUGGUAUGAAUCCUUUUGUACUAAAUGAUGAUGAGUGGAAAAAGACAAGGCAACUUUUAUCACCAGGAUUUGCACCAGCAAAAAUAAAGACGUUAUUUCCAUACAUGGAGAAAGUAGCCAAAAAUUUUGCAAAGUACUUAAAAACGCAUGAAGGUGAAGCGUUGAACCUGAAAGAUUUGUGUGGAAGGUACACCUGCGACACAGUCGCUCUCUCCGCAUUUGCAUUGGAAGGGAAUAGCUUCAAAGACCCCAACGCUCAAUUCCUACAAAUAGUACGAACUUUUGUAACACCCGGAACCUGGCAAGCUUUCAAAUUUGCCAUAAGUUUUUAUGUUCCGUAUUUCAAAAUGAAGUUAAUGCCAAAAUGUUUUGAUGAUGCCGUAAUUAACAUUACUAAAGAAAUUCUAAAGUACAGAAAGGAAAAUAAUGUCAAAAGAAACGAUUACUUCGAAGCAAUAUCUCAGAUACCAAGCGGUUCUUUGGUUGAAAUAGCAGCACAUCUGUCCGGAUUUAUAGUCGAUGGAUAUGAGACUUCUUCGUCGGCAAUGACAUUUAUAUUUUAUGAGUUGGCCAAAAACCCUAAAUGUCAACAGAAGUUGCGAGAGGAAAUAAAUACUGUUUUGGAAAAAAAUAAAGGAGAACUUUCAGUCGAAAUCCUGAAGGACAUGACUUACCUUGAGGCUUGCAUAAAUGAGGGAUUAAGGUUACAUCCACCACUAGCUCAGUUAACUAGAACCUGCAACAAAAGCUAUACCGUCUCAACUAUCAGUCCAGAAUUAAACAAAUUAAGUGUUACAUUGGAACCAGGAUUAUCGCUAAUUUUUCCUCUCCUAGGACUGCAUAUGGAUCCGAAAUAUUUUCCUUCGCCAGAGGAAUUUAUUCCUGAAAGAUUUUUAGACAAAAACGACGCCAACAAAUAUGUUUAUAUGCCCUUCGGUACUGGACUUAGGACAUGUUUAGGGAGUCGACUAGCUUUGCUGCAGUCGAAAGUUGCAUUAGCUACCAUAUUUAAAGAUUUUGAAAUAAGUUUGGAUGAAAAGCUGAAAAAACCAAUGAAGUACGACACGAUGUAUUUCUUAUUGAACCCCAAAGGAGGAGCUUGGAUCAACAGUCGAAAAAUAUCUUAAUAAAAGCAAUAUUAUAUUUUGUAUAUAGUUAAUAAAUAAUAUACCGAAGUCUAUUAUAAAAAUCAAA